Molecule: messenger RNA, 2263 nt
Organism: Ceratitis capitata (Mediterranean fruit fly)
Lineage: Eukaryota; Metazoa; Arthropoda; Insecta; Diptera; Tephritidae
Product: Leucine-rich repeat-containing protein 15
Exons: 2
Coding region: 110-2095 (661 amino acids)
Cellular component (GO): extracellular matrix
Molecular function (GO): protein binding
Source: RefSeq, a predicted model, not a curated record
UGCUCGGCAUGCGGCUGCUCGGUUAGUUAGAUAUUGGAAUUUGCAUUUGACGUGCCGUGGAGCGGAUGUACGGGUUUGCGGGAUUUAGUGAAAAAGUGAAUUUCUACGAAUGCGCCGUGUUUAUACACCUGUGGGCCUGUUGUCUUUGGUCCAGCUGCUUGUGGGUGUAGUGCGUAUUGCGUCUGUCGUCGCCAUUGUAGAUGCUGAAACCUGUUGGAAUGACAGCCAAGAAUGUGUCAUACAAGCAACGCUACACCGUGUCAAUGAGCCGCCACAGUCCGCGGGGCUGGUCGUGCAAAUCGACUGUCAAACAAAAGUUGAAUUUACAACGGCCGCCGAUGGCAGUCACACGCCUACUUAUCUAGCGCGACCUUUGCAGAGUUUGCUGCUCGAUGGCUGUCACACGCCUUUGGGUGUGGAGACCUAUGGCAUAGAGUAUUUGCCAAACUGUGAUACUGUGCCUGUAGUGUAUAUGGAACGCUUCCAUGCGGACACGCUACAGCCAUAUCACUGUCCAGGUGUAAAUGGCACUGAUAUGCAGGUGGAGGUACUAAACUAUCGCGAUAAUGAAUUGGCAACUAUCGGCGCAGAUACGUUCGUGAAUGUACCACAAUUACGUGAACUGUACUUUGCGCGCAACUCGCUACGUCACAUACCGCGUGCAGCCUUCGAGGCACUGCGCGUUGUCGAGCGUAUACAUAUCGUAGAUGAGCCAUUGUUGGCGUUGAAGAAUGCCGAUUUGUUCGAGCGCACGGGGGUGGCUGAUUUACAGCUGAUGAGGUUGAAAUACAUCACCUCCGAACUAUUUAGCCAUCUGCCUGAGACACUGCGUCAGUUGGUCGUAGUGCGCACAGCCAUCGAUGCGGACGCCGUUGUGGUGAGUAAUCCGCAGCUGCUGCGCAAUAUAUCAAUCAACGGCUGCACCUUGAAAUCGUUUACGCUGCUCGAGUCUGCGGCAACAACCAGCGUGCGUUACAUCAAUUUGAGUGGCAAUGCUUUGGCUGAGUUUCGUGUGGAUUUUCUCGGUUACAGCAGCAACGAUUCCAUUGUGGCCUUGGAAACGCUUGAUUUGAGCGAAAACGAACUAACGCAGCUGCCGUUGUCAUGGUUGAGCGGUUUGAGUAAGUUGCGCCAUUUGCUAUUGCGCGGGAAUCAUUUGAAGAUGCUCUCACUGCCGGCAUUGAUGUUGGCGCUGCCGUUAGCAGCGUCACUCGAUUUGCGCGACAAUAAGUUGACCGCGUUGCAUGAUGCCGCCGAGGCGUCUGCUCUGAGUUGGGCACAAGUGCGUAUACAAAUCGAUCGGAAUCCGUGGAAUUGUUUGUGGCUGCUCGAGUUCGCGCACACACAUCCCGAAAAGUUUCGUGUUUUCCAAUAUGCCAAAUAUAUUUCGCAGAUAAAUGUGAAUGGACUGCAAUGUGUAGCGGCAGAGGUGCCAGCUUUGGCAGAGAAUGUAACGGAGAACGAAUUGUUGGCUAAUGCUACAACAACAACAGCGACAACGAUUGUGCGUGGCAUUCAAAUCCAAGAUCAUAGCAAUAAUGUGGUCAAUGCAUCCACUUUUAAGCUUAUCUACGGCGGCCCAUGGGAAUACAAGCGUAGCCAACGCGCUGAAGCUCUGAUCAUUGUAUUCAUGCUGCCCGUGGGCGUGGCUUUACUCUUUCUACUACUUUAUAUGUGGAUCAAUUGCCAAAAAGUUUUCCAUUUAUCAUAUUAUCGCUCCUUCACCUGGUCACAACGCAAUAAUGGCAGACGCUUCAGGAGUGCCGAGUGUUUCGAUGUCGUCCGUCAAUUGCCACCAACACCGAACGUGUCUAACGGCGACAAUGGCAACAAUAACGACGACUAUGAGACCCCGUUGAGUGGCAUUGGCUCUAUUUGUAAUUGCAAUCACAUCGGUACGGGUACCUACGCUAACGAGAAGUGUGGUAAGUCACAUCAUAUCACCUACGAAGAGCUGCCAUCGGAGCGACCGUUUAAAAUCUAUGAGGAGAUAAUUGGCGAUGAUGCGACGGACACCGAGACGUAUGCGCAACCUUUUUACGAUCAUCUCUCCUAUUCACAACCCGUCAGAAGCGAUGUGACUGCUUCGAUGUAAUGCGAGGGUGGAGCGAUGUUGGAGGAGAUAUUGGCGCGUUUACGAGAUUAUAUUUAACCACACUUCAACACAAAUCAGGACAAUCAACCAAUGAAACGUGAUUACUAGUUAUUUUGUAUAAUAUUUGUAUGUAUAUAAGGUAUAAAUAAAAAUUUUAUAUUUUUCAUG